AUGCCUGUGGUAUGUAAAGCUGACGCUUUGCACCAGGCUUCCAAGGAAGCCUUGCCAGUCCUUCAAGACCAAACAUCAAUAUCAAAGAUUGCCCAAUCGAACGAGGACAAGAAGAGCUGGGUCUAUACCUGUGAGCUAGAAGACGAUACGUGUGGGAACAAAAAUACUUGCGGACGUGGGAAGUUGGAGGAUGGAAAUACAGCACAUAAGUGGGUCGUGACGAAGAAAAAAUAUGAGCUGGCAACGAACUUGAUAGCAAAGCUACUCGCGUUCAAGGAGAAGACCAAGAAGAAGGACAGAGAUCCAUGGGCAGUGUGGUCACAUGUCGAAGGCGUGACGCUUUUCCUCAAUGAUGGCAUAGCGGAAUGCAACAUGUUCCAUGACUCCGAGGGAAAUGCAAAGCGCUCCAUGCUCAUCGGCACCGCUCUUCUAAUCACACUCGAGAUCGUCGGUGACAAAACGCUGUUCAAAUAUGAUCUUUCGGACAUUCGCAACGCCGGUCUUGGCCUAGUUCACCUUCUAUAUUUCGUGCACAGCAUGAAUUGGCCUUGCAGACUUAACGACAAUGGAUGGAAGUCCAAGGUCUUGGAAAAGGCUGAUGGUUAUGAAUUCGCCAUAGAAGGCACAUCAGGUAUAGAGAGACUACUCGCAGACAUCCGAGAGAAAUUGCAUAACGAACAAUCAGAUGAAGACAAGAAUGAGCAGUCGACCGAUAAGGAUGAUCUAGACGAUAUCACUAACUGCACGCUUUGCUAUAAGAGCAAGUCAUGGGGCGGUGUCGUCACGUUGAAAAGUCUCAAGCUGGGACUGUCAGUGCGGAAACACUGCAACUGUGUACUGGAGUUUGAAGGAUACUCUCGGCUCCAAUCGGUCAAGGUUGGGCCCGGCCAGGGGCCUGUCUAUGGCGGCAGGAUUGGAGGGAAGUUCUAUGACUUGACUGCGCAGCGCAAAAAAGGGGUUCAUCUGAAGCAAUAUCGUCUUAACGAGGGGGCGUGGUGA
Molecule: messenger RNA, 999 nt
Organism: Letharia lupina
Lineage: Eukaryota; Fungi; Ascomycota; Lecanoromycetes; Lecanorales; Parmeliaceae
Exons: 4
Coding region: 1-999 (332 amino acids)
Source: RefSeq, a predicted model, not a curated record